AUGGAGAAAAAGGAAGAUAAUGUCAUGCGGGAAAUUAAGGUUAAUAAGUUAGUCCUUAACAUUUGUGUCGGAGAGUCAGGUGAUAGGCUAACCAGAGCUGCCAGAGUUCUCGAACAGCUAACGGAGCAGAAACCAAUUUUUGGAAAAUGUAGAUUCACCAUAAGAUCCUUUGGGGUUAGAAGAAAUGAAAAAAUAUCAUGCUUCGUAACAGUAAGAGGAAAGAAAGCACUGGAAAUUCUAGAAAAAGGAUUAAAAGUUAAAGAAUAUGAAUUGAGAAGAAAAAAUUUCUCCGAUACAGGUAACUUUGGAUUUGGUAUUCAAGAACAUAUCGAUUUAGGAAUUAAAUAUGAUCCAUCUACAGGUAUUUAUGGUAUGGAUUUUUAUGUUCACUUGUCAAGACCAGGAUACAGAGUCAGUAAAAGGAGAAGAAAGCGAUCAACCAUUUCAAAAACACACAAAGUUACGAAGGAUGAAGCCAUGAAGUGGUUCCAAACAAAAUUUGAUGGAAUUCUCCUCAAGUGA
This is a messenger RNA of Plasmodium gonderi, 522 nucleotides long. Its product is annotated as 60S ribosomal protein L11. Bases 1 to 522 code for a protein of 173 amino acids. Gene Ontology annotation, molecular function: structural constituent of ribosome; RNA binding. The record is from RefSeq and is a predicted model, not a curated record. NCBI's taxonomy places the organism in Eukaryota, Apicomplexa, Aconoidasida, Haemosporida, Plasmodiidae. Gene Ontology annotation, biological process: translation. The transcript has 2 exons. Gene Ontology annotation, cellular component: cytosolic large ribosomal subunit; ribosome.